Scatophagus argus is the source of this 2264-nucleotide messenger RNA. RefSeq names its product zinc transporter ZIP11-like. Gene Ontology annotation, molecular function: zinc ion transmembrane transporter activity. The record is from RefSeq and is a predicted model, not a curated record. NCBI's taxonomy places the organism in Eukaryota, Metazoa, Chordata, Actinopteri, Scatophagidae. Gene Ontology annotation, biological process: zinc ion transmembrane transport. The coding region runs from base 471 to 1490 and encodes 339 amino acids. The transcript has 10 exons. Gene Ontology annotation, cellular component: membrane.
UGAUGAAGAUGAAGUUUUUGACAGAAUGAAUAACACAUUUAUUUCUUCAGACAAAUUUGAAAGCUGAAUUCAGAAGAUAUAAGACUGAACCAUUUACUUGGUCUAAUGUGAUCACAAGCUUGUGUCAUCCAAUGUUAGCUCAUCUUCUUAGCAAACAUUAGGCAGAUACUGCAGUAUGAAAAACAUGGCCGACAGACUGAUCUUUGUAUUCACAACACCUACUAUGCAUUGCAUUUAUUGUAUGAAAAACUCAUAUUUUAGGCUGUAUGUUAUUCUAAUUAGAAAAUGAUGGGACAACCAUUAGGUUUGGCAACACAUAUGCAAAUGAAACAGUCCAGGAUGUUAAUGUCCUGAGCAAACAGAGUUUGAGCUUGAUUUGUUCUGCUGCGUGCUGAAACAAACACAGUGGGUGUGUGACAGACUACUAUUGAAACAGCUUCAUGACACAAGUUGACUGAUGGUCUGGCACCAUGCUGGAAGGCUACAGCCCUAUGACCCAGGCCCUCCUGGGAACUCUGUUCACCUGGGGUCUCACUGCUGCUGGAGCUGCCCUGGUGUUUGUCUUCUCCAGCCAGCAGAAGCGCAUCUUGGAUGGAAGUUUAGGCUUUGCAGCUGGGGUAAUGUUGGCAGCUUCUUAUUGGUCAUUGUUGGCACCAGCAAUUGACAUGGCGGAGGAUUCUGGGAAGUACGGCUCAUAUGCUUUCCUACCUGUGGCUGUAGGAUUCGCUCUUGGGGCAGCCUUUGUUUACUUUGCUGACCUGGCAAUGCCCCUGCUGGGUGUAGGUGCUGACCCCCACAUAGCCUUGACUCUGCCCCCCGAAUCCAAGCAGGCCAAAGAGAAAGCAGAGGAGCCCUCAUUCCAGCUCCUGGAUGAGGAGAUGACCAUCAGGAUAGGUAGAGCUGGACGUUUCUCAGAUAAAAUAGACAAUGGAGAUGUGUACCAGAGGAGAAGAGGACCUCAUUCGGCCAGCUCAGAUGUACAGGAAACAGAAAGUAAACAACAGGACGUUGUUAGACGAACAGGAAGCAGCUGGCGGCGAAUUCUUCUCCUCAUCCUUGCCAUCACCAUCCACAACAUCCCAGAGGGUUUGGCUGUGGGGGUUGGAUUUGGAGCCAUUGGAAAGACUUCAUCUGCUACUUUUGAAAGCGCCAGAAAUCUGGCCGUUGGUAUCGGUAUCCAGAACUUCCCAGAAGGCUUGGCUGUGAGCCUGCCGCUCCGGGGUUCAGGGGUCUCAACAUGGACCGCCUUCUGGUACGGUCAGCUGAGCGGCAUGGUGGAGCCUAUUGCUGGGUUGCUGGGCGCAUUCGCCGUUGUCUUGGCAGAGCCUUUGUUGCCAUAUGCGUUGGCAUUUGCUGCUGGGGCGAUGGUUUACGUGGUGGUGGAUGACAUCAUACCCGAAGCUCAAGUCAGUGGAAACGGGAAGCUGGCAUCCUGGACCUCCAUCCUGGGCUUCAUAGUGAUGAUGUCACUCGAUGUGGGGCUGGGCUGAGGCCAGCAGAACCAGACAGGCCAGGACGUCAUCACAGUCCAGCUGACGUCAGCUUUUAACAAAAGGGGACCAAAUGAAGUGUUUUAUUCUAAACGCCGUUCAUGCAUUUUGUUUGAAUCGUUGCUACUUGAAAUUCAGAAAUGAUACAGAAAUUUUGUAAUAUGAGUCGCGAGGAUGGCUGGACUCAAGUUUUUGUUCUCAUGCUCGCAUUCAUUCAAGAGCAGCUGUCAGUUUUUUUCAAAUGGCAGAUACCUCAUUUAGGAAUGAAUUUAGUUCACGUUAAGGGACAGCUUUUUGAGUUCUUUUUCAAAAACGUUAUUUUAAAAACAGAAAUCGUCAGUUCUAAAAGUUAAAUGAAUGUUAUUUUGUAGUUAACUGCAACUGGUUUGUGUAUUCCUAGUGAUGACGAUACUUGAUUUGGUCAUUUAUGGGACCACUGAGGAAUUUUUAGGCUUUGCUUACUCCAUUCAGACUCCUGCUUUAUCUUUAUCACUGAAAGGACAUCCUGGUACUGUGUGGUAAUGGCGACAUGCCUACACAGUUUGGACUUUUAUGAGGAUCCGCUAAGUCAGAAGUCAUACUUGGCAUAGUUUACUUUAUCCUGUUAUACAGCUCAAUGUAGAGUGCCUCUCCUUCUCAGGGCACAGUCUCCUGCCACCUACAGGUCAGUCUGAAGAACCAUGUUGUAGGCCAUGUCUAAUUAUUUCAAUGCAGGUGAAGUUAACGCUGAAUAAUGUGAAGUAUUUAUAUGAUUAAACAACCAAGUGAUUCUCA